GGCGGUUCCGGGGUUCCGCGCAGCCGCAGUAGCAGCAGCCCCGGCGCCGGAGGCCCGCCCCUUCCGGGUCACUUCCGCCUGCCCCGCCCGGGCCGCCAGACCGGAAGCGCUCGGACCCUGUCGCCGGAGCUGAGAGCCGGGUGCUGCCAAGAUGCCGGCCUACCACUCCUCCCUCAUGGACCCCGACACCAAGCUCAUCGGGAACAUGGCCCUGCUGCCCAUCAGAAGCCAGUUCAAGGGACCUGCCCCGCGGGAGACAAAAGAUACAGAUAUUGUGGAUGAAGCCAUCUAUUACUUCAAGGCCAAUGUCUUCUUCAAAAACUAUGAAAUUAAGAAUGAAGCUGACAGAACCUUGAUAUAUAUCACUCUCUACAUUUCUGAGUGUCUGAAGAAACUCCAGAAGUGCAAUUCCAAAAGCCAAGGUGAGAAGGAAAUGUAUACCCUGGGAAUCACUAACUUCCCCAUUCCUGGAGAGCCUGGUUUCCCACUGAACGCAAUUUAUGCCAAACCAGCUAACAAACAAGAAGACGAAGUGAUGCGGGCCUACCUGCAGCAGCUGAGGCAGGAGACGGGCCUGCGACUCUGUGAGAAAGUCUUUGACCCUCAGAACGAUAAGCCCAGUAAGUGGUGGACUUGCUUCGUGAAGAGACAGUUCAUGAACAAGAGUCUCUCCGGACCUGGUCAGUGAAGGGGCCUCGGCGGGCACUGUCUCCACGGCCUCGGGCAGCGUUUCCCAGCAAGAUGUACACAGUUCUUUGCCUUUAUUUCGUAAAGUUUUAUACAGAAAAGAGCAUGUCUUUACUUGAAAAUCUCUUUACCCAGAAUUGGGGCGGGGUGGGCAGGGAACG
Messenger RNA from Sorex araneus (European shrew), 848 nucleotides. RefSeq names its product actin related protein 2/3 complex subunit 3 (gene ARPC3). NCBI's taxonomy places the organism in Eukaryota, Metazoa, Chordata, Mammalia, Eulipotyphla, Soricidae. Gene Ontology annotation, biological process: regulation of actin filament polymerization; Arp2/3 complex-mediated actin nucleation. Gene Ontology annotation, cellular component: cytoskeleton; Arp2/3 protein complex. The record is from RefSeq and is a predicted model, not a curated record. The transcript is spliced from 7 exons. The coding region runs from base 152 to 688 and encodes 178 amino acids. Gene Ontology annotation, molecular function: actin filament binding.